Messenger RNA from Thrips palmi, 5001 nucleotides. RefSeq lists its product as uncharacterized. The record is from RefSeq and is a predicted model, not a curated record. Gene Ontology annotation, biological process: proteolysis. The transcript has 27 exons. NCBI's taxonomy places the organism in Eukaryota, Metazoa, Arthropoda, Insecta, Thysanoptera, Thripidae. Gene Ontology annotation, molecular function: serine-type endopeptidase activity. The coding region runs from base 246 to 4727 and encodes 1493 amino acids.
ACGCACGGCGGCGCGGCGGUACGGCGGCGAGGCAAGGAGCCGAGCCCGUACUCUGGUUUCCCGCGAGAGCGGCUUCUGGCUGGACUUGCGGAAGGCAUACAGUGUCGUGCAGACUGCAGAGCGGCCUGCAGUGCAGCCUGCAGUUCAUUGCACAGUGCAGCCGACGGAGAAUUUAGCAGUGCAGCCGACAGAGAAUUUAACAGUGCAGCCGACACAGUAGGGCCGGCGACGCGGCGACCGCGACCAUGGCCUUCGCCGCCACCCCCGGCGUCUUGGCGGUCUUGGUGUUCAUCGGCGCGCUGUGCAGCGUCGCCCCCUCUGCUUCUUCGGCGGCGAUGUGCCCGCCGCUGCGGUCCAACACGGUGCAGGUGGACUGCGUGCAGGCCGGCGAGCCCUUCAACUGCACGGAGCAGCCCUCGGCGCCGGGCACGGUGGCCACGUACCGCUGCAAGCCGCUGCACCAGCCCCUGUUCGGCUUCCUGCCCGCGGCCGGCGCCGAGUCGUACUGCCGGCCCAGCGGCGAGUGGAGCGUGCGGCCCUUCCGCUGCGUGCCCAUCUGCGGCCGCCCCACUGGCAGGCCGACGGCGCUGGUCCGCGACGGCGAGGAGGUGGGCUCGGCCGCGGACUACCCCUGGCACGUCACCAUCUACGACGUGGUGCUGGACAUGAAGCAGAUCUGCGGCGGCUCCCUCGUCACGCCCAAGUACUUCGUGUCUGCGGCCCACUGCUUCCACGACAACACCCGCGCCCUGCCCGCCACCCGCUACAUGGCGGCCUUCGCCAAGACCAAGAGGAGCGCCACUGCGACCGAGCCCCAGGAGCAGUUCCGACCGAUGGCCAAGAUCCACAUGAAGGACUACGGCGCCAAGAAGCUGCACUACGCCAACGACAUCGCGCUGGUGGAGCUGGAGAGCGAGGUGGCGGUGACGGCCUGGACGCUGCCCGUGUGCGUGGACUGGUCGCUGGAGCUGCCGGACCUGCGCAACGGCGAGGAGGGCACGGUCGUCGGCUUCGGGAACACGGCGUACGAGGCGAGCGAGACGCUGCGCUUCGCCAAGCUGCCCUUCGUGCGCGCGGACGACUGCAAGAAGCUCGUCGACGACCAGCUGGCCAUCUUCAACCUGCUGCCCGACAAGUACUGCGUGGGCUUCGUCAACAACACCUCGGUGGCGCCGGGCGACAGCGGCGGCGGCAUGGCCUUCGCCAACCACGUGGAGCGCGCCUGGUACCUGCGCGGCGUCGUGUCCGUGGGCAGCUCCAAGAAGACCACCUACUCGUACUUCACCAACGUGACGGCCUUCGUGCCCUGGAUCUCCGGCAUCAUCCGCCAGGGCGAGCUGAGCGGCCAGCGCUGCGGCGUGGACGUGGCCGAGUCCGGCGUGGUGGACGGCGCCGUGGCCGACCGCCAGGACUUCCCCUGGGAGGUGGACGUGUACUACAAGCAGACCUCGAACCGCGCCUUCGAGCGGCUGUGGUCCGGGGUGCUCAUCAAGCCCAACCUCAUCAUCACGUCCGUGGUGAACCAGGGCGCGGGCGACCCGCCGCGCAUCGUGGACCUGUCGGAGUACCCGGCGUCCUGGUUCCGCGUCGCGUCGCGCCGCAACGCGCAGUCCGCGCUGACGCUGGACGAGAAGGUGGGCAACGUGAGCGAGGUGGUGCGGCUGUUCGCCCCCGAGGACGUGUACGCCAACCAGGGCCUCUUCUACAGCUUCGCCCUGAUGGAGCUCAAGCAGCCUCUGAACCUGAUGCCGGUGUGCGUGGACUGGACGGGUGGCGCGCAACUGAAGACCAGGCCGUUGGGAACGACCUUCUUUGAGACGCCGGCGAACAACACCCGCAUGUGGAAGCGAUACUCGACUCUCAACGCCAACAACUCCUGUGGCGACAGCAAGUUGUCUUCGUACAGUCACUACUUCUGCGCCGCCCACCAGGGCGAGGAGCCGCAGCACCGGUCGCGCACCAUGCUGGUCAGCGUGGACAACUCGUGGUACCUGCGCGGCGUGUGGUUCGCCACCUCGCAAGAGGAGGACAAGUCCGUGGCCAUCUUCACGGACAUGGUGGACCCCGGAGUGCUGCGGUGGCUGGACACGACCAAGGACAAGCUGGGCAAGCCCACGUGCGGGAACAUCAACCUGUGCGAGCAGCUGACGCCGUUCGUGGCGCUGCCGGGCCACAUGCCGUGGAACGUGGCGGUGGCGAACCAGCGCGGCCGCGUCGUGGGGUCGGGGCUGCUGGUGCACCCCAACGCCGUGCUCACCGCUGGCUCCAUCCUGAAGGAGGCGACUGGAUGGGAGGGCAGGGACGAGUUUCCUGCGGAUUACGCCAAGAGAAUGACGGUGCUCUUCACGGAGCAGGACGGCACGGCCAGGACCGCGUCGGUGCUGCGGGUGAGCGUGCACGAGAACAAGGCCGCAACGGACAACGGCAUCUCCGCGGUGCUCCUGGAGCUGGCCCCCGAGGACGCCAUCUACUCCACGCCGGUGUGCCUGGACCUGAGCGGCAACGUGCUGCAGCCGCUCGUCCCGGGGCAGGUGGGCAUGGUGGAGUCGUGGAGCGAGUGGAAGCCGUCGAACCACAGCAUGAUCGGCGCGCAGUUCCUGGGCUCGGUGGAGUGCACCAAGAAGGCCGUCUUCCGGGGCGACCCUCAGAGCGGGGUGCUGUUCUGCUCGGAGGGGCAGAAGGGCACCAUCGGCCCGGUAACGCGCGGCGGCGGCUACCUCGUCAACACGGGCGCGCAGUGGUUCGUGCAGGGCCUGUACGUGGACAGCGUGGCGCUGCGGAGGACCGACCUGAUGCUGGCCGUCGACCUCCGCGACACCGACGUCCGCGCCUGGCUACGGAAGAGGAUGGACAAGCUGGAGAUCCAGGACCCGGACCGCCUGAUCGACGCGGGGCCGAAGAACUGCGAGGGCGGCAAGCCUGCCCUGUCUCAGUGCGGCGUGUUCGAGUCCGUGGACCAGAACCCCCAGGACACCGGCUUCGACAUCCUGCACCGCGCGUCCAAGGACCACAUGCAGUGGAACGUGAAGGUGCACGUGGACUACGGCGCCGAGGGCUGGGGCGUGCAGGGCGGCGCCGUGGUCAGGCCCAACAUGGUGCUCACGUCGGGCAGGCGCCUCGUCUCGGGCACGGGGGCCAACGCGCGGCCCAUCUCCACCAGUGACUUGAUCGUCAGGUACAUCUCCGUGGACCUCAGGGACAAGCGCAUCGUGGAGGUCGAUCGUAUCCACGUCCGGGCGCGUCCCAACGCCCGCCCGCAGGACUUCGACCUGGCGCUGCUGGUGCUCAAGACCGCCGUGGACCUGACCCCCGUGUGCUUGCCCACAGCCGGGAUGCUGGCGGACGGCACGCUGCCGCGGCUCGCGGCUGGCGCCAUCGGCUUGGUGGAGGUCGGCAACCAGGACGAGGUGCUGAACCCGCUGGUGCCCGUCCACUACCGCACCGCGGACGAGUGCAAGGGCCUCGUCAACGACUCCAACGCCGUCCAGCAGGCCAACGACGCGUUCUGCGCCGAGACCACGGUCACGAACCUGGAUACGGGGAACGCCGGCUUCCUGCCGCUGGGCUACGCGCUGUCCGUCAGGACCAACGGCUCCUGGUUCCUCCGCGGCGUGCUGGGCCGCUCCCUGCAGAGCGACGUGCACUCCUUCGCCAGCCUGGACGACGCCGACGCGCUCGAGUGGCUGGCUAGCAAGGUGCGCGCCGACGUCCCGGACGCAGUUAACGACUCGAAAGCCACCACUCCUGCGACGUCGCCGGGCAGGACGACCACCAUGAGGCCGAGGACUACGACGCCCAGCUACGGUCCCACCAAGUCGUCGCCGUUCAAGUGCGGCCAGACCAGCCAGCCUCUGGAAUCUCUGAGCGCCAACCAGAGCAUGCCGGGCCACAUGCCCUGGUCCGUUGGCGUGCUCAAGACCAACGACAAGGGCGUGACCUUCGUGAGCGCGGGGGUGCUGGUGCGGGAGAACAUCGUGAUCACAGAGGGCGUCACGAUGACGGUGCCCCAGGGCCGCUGGAACUACACGGCGGACGUGCGGCCCGUGGAGCUGGCCAGGCUGCGCGUGGUGUGGGUGGCGCCGUCGGGCAAGCGGACGCGCAGCGAGGUGGCCGCCCUCCACGUGCAUGAGCGCGACCGCGGCCCCACCACCGACCAGGCGUACGACGUGGCCGUGCUCGUGCUCAAGACCCCCAUCAAGAACAGCGUCCUCGCCUGCCUCGACCUGGCCGGCGAGGUGCCCACCCUGCCUCCCAUCGCCACGGGGGACGUCGGCGUGGUGGAGACGUGGCGCGGGGACUUCUUCGCGGACCGGCGCCUGCUGCUGGCGCUGGCCGCCAUCGCCGUGGACGACUGCCGCGCCAGGCUGGCGGGCACCUCGGACGAGCAGACCAUCACGGACGACAGGUUCUGCACCGCGAGGGUCACCGACGAGGUGUGGGACGGCGCCCCCUUCAUGGUGCGCUGGCGCGGCGCCUGGUUCCUGCGCGGCGUGCAGUCCGUCUCCGUGCCGGAGGGCGGGCCGCACCUCGUCACCGACCUCCGCGACGACAGCGUCAGGGACUGGCUGCGCGAGAGGAUACCCCCCCUCAUCGACACCUCGGAGAGACUCCCCAGCACCCCCCAGAGGCCCGCCGCCACUUCGCAGAGACCCGUCACUACUUCCCAGAGGCCCAGGCCGCCAGUGGUCCGUCCCACGGGCUCGAUGACGGCUCCUGUUUGGGAAUGACAAUGAGACAGACGAUUCCUCCCCAACGCACUACGGACUGUUGUGCGAGUGUGGGCUAGCCCUCGGUGUGUCCUCCCUGCGACUGGAUACAUAAUGAAUGGUCCUGGCGUCAAACAGAUUUCCUAACGAGUUAUCCAUUCGCAUAACUUCUGAAAAGCCAGCUUGCCCACGGCCUGCUCUAUUCACAGUCCAUAUCGCAAGACUAUUUUAAAAGAUAACUCGAGCCACUUUGGUCUAAGUUUAUUUCAUAAUAAAAUAGAAACGUUUUCCUUUC